GGAGGAGGAGAAAGAAGAAGAAGAGAGGGUUACCAGAUAGUUCCAUGGAGGUGGAAAUCGUUCGUUGAUUCUGCCAUCCAACUCUGGCGUUCAAAUCACGGAGAACCGUGAUCCCCGUCGCUACGUGUGUUCUCUCUCUUUCUCACUCGCUCACUCGCUUAUUCACUCACUCACUCACUCACUCACUUACUCGCUCACUCACUUACUCAUUUACUCACUCUUUCUCUCUUUUUCUUUCUAUCUCUCUCUCUCUCUCUCUCUUUCUCUCUAUUAUUACUCACGGAUACGGUGUGUCUCUUCGUUCAUCACACGUUAGUGUUUCCAAUAAAAAUUAUUAAUUGAUAGUACUCGAGUUUUCAAGGGAGUCUUGUCGAAGUAGGCACAACAGUUAUCAAGAAGGAUUUGUCAAUUCAUUGACAGUGGAAAAAAAAAGCUUUCGCUGAGGGAAGAUAAUUGUUAUUUUUGUUUAACCAAUCGAAAUUUUGUUUAGAAGAAUAAUCAAAGAAAAUCGGAGUUUCAUCGGUGUAAUGAUUCGUUAAGAGUGAAAUUCAGGGACGUCGAAGGAGAAUGAAGUUAAAACGAGGGGUAAUUCGCGGAUCUAUUUGAGAAAUAAUUUCGAAGAGCGUUGGACCAAACGAUAUAAUCGAUUUGAUUUCUUUUUAAUUUUUUUAUUUAUUUAUUUAUUUAUUUCUUUUCUUCGUUUAAUUCGAAUCGAUCAGGAUGUACAGUCUGUACAGAGCUUGGUUCGGCGACGAAAGUGCCGCGGAUAAUUAUAAUCGUUUGCAAGAAACCCUAUCGCCGCCUGAUACAGUGAUCAGAGUUGGAAACGAGGGUGAGCAUCAGUUCAUUGCACACAAGGGCAUUUUAGCGGCACACAGUGGCUAUCUGAAGGCUUUGCUGGCCAGUGCAGCAGCUAGUUCGAGCAGUGGACCAAACUUUGGUGGCUCUUGUGGUGGAUUGAAUUCAGCAAGUUCCAGUAACUCGACUACAACUGGGAUUGGUGGACAACACGCUCGACAGCCGGUUACUUCCGUCUCGGUGUCUUCGAUCGGUGGAGAAGCAUUUGCGCCAUUGUUAAAUUACAUGUACACCGGUCGACUCGAGGUAACAUUGGACAACGUGUACAGUGUACUAUUGGCAACUCAUUUGUUACAUAUGCCUGGUGCAUUGGAACAAUGCAGAGCUGCUUUGCUCAGACUAAGAGGACCGCCCCCUUUGCCAACACCGAUACCAAUAACACCAACUUCGACAUCAACGUCGACGUCGAGUUCAGGUCCUGGAAAUAUAUUGAGACCCAUACCAAACAGAUUGGUAUUAGGGCCACCACUUUGUUGGCCUCAAACGAGUUCAAUUUAUCCUUCAACCGCGACAGCACCAGGAUCCGUCGGCCUAACACCACAUUUGCCUCAAAUGCAACCAACGACUGUACUGAUACCACCUUCCGUUUCACCAAACGUUUCGGUCAUUCCUACAUUAACCAGUCAAGAGACUCAAGAACCUAACACGCAUUACAGCUCGACCAACCGAGAUAUCUCAAGAUCACCAAGAUCAUCUCCGUCGCGAUUAAACAAAAGAACGAUCAACGUCGUUAAAUCUAGAUCCCAUUCAAGAUCUACGACGCCAGAUACCAUUUCACCAACGUCUUCUCUUCCAUACGUCAAUGCUGCGGCCGCGGCAUUCAACGCGUUUGCAUCGAGGUCAUCCUCGCCAUCGGUAGCGUCGCGUUCAUCGUCGUUAUCGCGAUCGCCAUCGCCAACGUCACGCAGAGGAAAGAAAACUAAUCCGAUAGAUCGACGAGAAAUUACGAAUUCUAAACAGGAGUUACGUACAACGACAACAACUGAUAUCAUCUCGACGGGUCAAACUGGACGGUCCAAUGAAAAUACCAAUUCGAUCGUAGGCUCACCUACGAGAAUUAACAACAGCGAUAAUCCAAAGUGUUCAACGACGUCAACGACAACGACAACGACCGAUGUUGAUCGCGGCAGACCGCCAUCGCACAGACGCAAAAAUCGUAUCGCUAACAACAACUCUUCUAACAACGUUAACGACCCUUCCUCCUCUUCUUCUUCCGGCAGUGUUUUGUCGGUGGUUUACGACGUUGCUUGUUGUGACGGACCCGUGAAGUUUCAUCGUGUUUUAAACGAAAACUAUACCGUAUCCCAGUCACGUUUACAAAGGCAUUGCAUCGAUGAUAAUACCAGGCCACCUCCUCCUACUGAGAACGACGAAAAUGGUGGCUCAGGAACUACUAGAGUACGAAAUUGUCCUACGGAUCCUAUAAUAACCACGCAAACGACAGAUUCUGGCAACAACGUUGGAAGUUACAGUUGUGGUUAUUGCAGGCAUACUUUCAAGUCCCAAUAUUGUUACAGAAAGCACGCCAAGAGACACUUGUUGCCAACGAGAUCGAACGGCGAUACAACAGCACCGAUCGAAAGAAAUCGACAGGAUAAUAAUUCGAGAAACAAAAGGGAGGUCAGACUUCUCGAUUUGAACGUUCAAUAUUAUCCGUGUAAAAUUUGCGGAUGUAAAUUUCCGAGUUAUUACUUCGUACACAAGCAUAGAAAAUUAUGUCACGCUAAUGUCGACGACAAUACUCGAGUUAACAACAGAGAUGACGUCGUUACGUUCAAUGAUCAAGAAUCAACGAGCCAACCCGUAGACGAUACGACGCCGCAACGUGAAUGAAAAAAAAAAAAGAUAAAGAAAAGCAAAAAAGAAAGGCAAAAAGAGCAAUAACACAUCCACGUGUCCAAGAUGAAAACAAACGAUUCAAAAUCCUAAUGAGAUGUUACAUAGAGAAAAAAAAAGUCGUAUUAAAAAAUUAAUCCAAUAGUAAAUGCAGUAAUAGUAUGUAAUGUGCGUAUGUAUGUGUGUGUAUAUAUACAUAUGUGUAUUAACCACAAGUAAUUUCUUCUUCGUGUUCGUUUGUUCGAUUAAUAACUAAAUUCAUUUUCUAUAUUACAUAUUAUAAUAUUAUUUCGAUAUAGUUCUUCAAUAUAAGAAUUAAAUAACAAAUUGUAUUAAAGUCGCUUAAACGAUGAUACAAAUUGUUCUAACGUUAUUUGUUAAUAACAAUGACAUUAAUUAAUCAUUGAACGAUAAUAUAGUAUAGAGAGAGAGAAAAAAAAACAAGAAAGAAAGAGCACAUAAGACCUAUUGUCAUAGAUAAUAUUGCUAUUAUAAAACAUAAAUAAAAUGAAUAUAUUCAAAUGGAUACUUGUAUUAGCAAUAAAUAAAUAUUUGUCAAUAAUGA
Vespula vulgaris is the source of this 3259-nucleotide messenger RNA. RefSeq names its product mucin-5AC. Gene Ontology annotation, molecular function: RNA polymerase II cis-regulatory region sequence-specific DNA binding; DNA-binding transcription factor activity, RNA polymerase II-specific; protein binding. The coding region runs from base 721 to 2691 and encodes 656 amino acids. The record is from RefSeq and is a predicted model, not a curated record. Lineage: Eukaryota; Metazoa; Arthropoda; Insecta; Hymenoptera; Vespidae. The transcript is spliced from 3 exons. Gene Ontology annotation, biological process: regulation of transcription by RNA polymerase II.